Molecule: messenger RNA, 1683 nt
Organism: Alternaria triticimaculans
Lineage: Eukaryota; Fungi; Ascomycota; Dothideomycetes; Pleosporales; Pleosporaceae
Exons: 4
Coding region: 1-1683 (560 amino acids)
Molecular function (GO): protein binding
Source: RefSeq, a predicted model, not a curated record
AUGAUAAAGAGAGAACUCAAGGUGGGUGACCGCAGAAUUGCCCAGGUGACCUUGUUUACUAGCCUGCUCGCCAGCUUGCCCCCGGAGCUAUUCGAGGAUGUAUUGCUCCGACUCGAUGCGACUGCGUUGCUACAUCUGGUGAAGACGAGCAAGGGGUUUCUCGAAACCGUCCGGCCUUUUCUCUGGAAGGAUGCAUCUUUUGAGCUGGCCAAGAUGAGACCUAUCGACGCUAAGCUCAUACAUGGGCAAUUUCUGCAGAAUUACACCAUGACUCUCAAACUGCGAUUUGACCUCUCAGCGAGAUCUAAACGGCUUGUAGCUACGAACUUCCGCCAACUCUGCCACUAUGGAAUCCGUAUGUCUAAGCUGCACAUACUCACAUUCUGCGACAAAUCCGCGCUAGACUUGGCCAGCUGGAAGUUCCUCAAGACAGUAUUGACCUCGGAAAGUUCGACGCUUAGUACGACUCUUCGGACCAUACACUUUCCCCGCACCUCACCGAAACGAGACAUUGUCAACCCCCUGGAAGAAUUCUUGCCCAUCGAAAUCUAUCAAGAUGGUCGACCGCGGCGUACAACGAAUUGUUCGGCGGCUUUCGAAAUCCAGACGCCGGUUUCCGAGCAUAGACCUGACGGCGUGCUCACCAUUAAGAUCAACGGACGGACGAACAGGCUUGGUGACGUGUACAGAGAAGCCGCAUGGGGGACCUACACGCCUGUCGUCAAGGAUUUCGUUCUGAAAGUGGCUCGUCUAUGUGAGGAUGACAAGCCUCGUCUCUCAUCAGCCAGCAUCAGCCACGACAAUGCUGAUACCUAUACUGACGUUGGAUAUCUCAUGAGCGAUGUCGGGGUUGGAAGUAUCGACAAGCCCGCAUCUGUGCCGAAGAUCAGCUACGAUACCAUCAAUUUCAAGCAUUGUCCAUACGGCCGACUGCGUAACAAGUGGGAAGAUCUAGAUAUGCUCAGCAUCAAGGAUAUCACUUUGACGGACUGUCAGAAUGUCCACAAAUUCUUCGAAGGUUGUAUGGGUGCCGAUGAUCCGCCACAAGUCCAGCGCCUCAUCUUUCGUUCACUCGACGAUGAAGACAUGAUCCAUGAGAAGGAUCAUACUUAUCUCACCGAGUUCGUCCGCGACUCAACUGAAAUUGAGGAGCUCAGCAUCGCCACGGCUACAUAUUGGGAAUUGAACCCUGUCCGCAUGCUGCAUGACAUGUCUCACCUGACCGUUCUUGAGUUCAGUGACGGCAACAAAGAUAUCCAUAUCGAUUUGCUUAGCGAGAUCGUGGUUCUAUGUCCAGCGGUCCGAGAGUUUGGCAUGCGUUGUUCAGCGAUUCAACGUGUCUUGGAGAAAGGAAAAAUUACCGAGGCAUUUCGUCAGAAGGUGGCCGCUAUCGCCAAACAACUGGUCAAAUUGGUCAGGCUCGAGACGGUCACGUUCGUGUAUCGCACGCUCGGUCAAGAACCCAAUUUCCGUCAUGCCCAUGAGGUUGUUAUCGGAGACGAACGGUACAAGAUUGUGGCAAAUGAGAUCUACCGUCAGCUUGUCGAGGCCGCCAAAAAGGCUGACCAGCCAUGCAUCAUCAAGACGAUCCAGCUAAAGAGGCAGUUAUAUCAAGAGGAUAGAGGUCCAGUGUCUCUCACCAUUAAGCUGCCUGAGGCCGUGAUCCACGUUUUCGAAUAUUGA